UUCUUCUCUCCCUUCUGCACAGGGCUCCCACUCAGAGGAGAAUGGCUGCAGAAAACUACUCUAUAGUAACAGAGUUCAUUCUUGGGGGAUUGACAAAUCGACCAGAGCUCCAGCUCCCCCUCUUCUUCCUCUUCCUGGGCAUCUAUUCAGUCACCAUGAUAGGAAACCUGGGUAUGUUCAUGCUGAUUUGUCUGAGCUCUCAACUCCACACCCCCAUGUACUACUUCCUUAGCAAUUUGUCACUUGUGGAUCUCUGCUACUCCUCUGUCAUUACCCCAAAAAUGCUGGUGAGCUUUGUGUCCCAGAAGAACAUGAUCUCCUAUGCAGGGUGCAUGUCCCAGCUCUAUUUCUUCCUUGUGUUUGUCAUUGCUGAGUGUUACAUGCUCACAGUGAUGGCCUAUGACCGCUACGUUGCCAUCUGUAGCCCUUUGCUCUACAACAUCAUCAUGUCUCAUCAAGUCUGCUCCCUGCUGGUGGCUGUGGUCUACACCAUGGGACUCAUUGGCUCAACAAUAGAAACUGGCCUCAUGUUAAAGUUAUCCUACUGUGAGCCCCUCAUCAGUCAUUACUUCUGUGACAUCCUCCCCCUCAUGAAGCUCUCCUGCUCUAGCACCUACGCUAUCGAGUUAACCGUCUUCUUUCUGGCUGGAUUCAACAUUAUAGUCACCGGCUUAACAGUCCUUGUUUCCUAUGCCUUCAUCCUCUCCAGCAUCCUUCGCAUCAGCACCACAGAAGGAAGAUCCAAAGCCUUUAGCACCUGCAGCUCCCACCUGGCAGCAGUGGGAAUGUUCUAUGGAUCAACUGCAUUCAUGUACUUAAAACCCUCCACGGCCAGUUCCCUGGCCCAAGAGAACAUGGCAUCUGUAUUCUACACUACAGUUAUCCCCAUGCUGAACCCCAUCAUCUACAGCUUGAGAAACAAGGAGGUAAAAGCUGCCAUGCAGAAAACACUAAGGAGAAAAGUGUUUUGA
Condylura cristata (star-nosed mole) is the source of this 971-nucleotide messenger RNA. RefSeq names its product olfactory receptor 151. Lineage: Eukaryota; Metazoa; Chordata; Mammalia; Eulipotyphla; Talpidae. Gene Ontology annotation, cellular component: membrane. Gene Ontology annotation, biological process: sensory perception of smell; G protein-coupled receptor signaling pathway. The record is from RefSeq and is a predicted model, not a curated record. The transcript has a single exon. The coding region runs from base 42 to 971 and encodes 309 amino acids. Gene Ontology annotation, molecular function: G protein-coupled receptor activity; olfactory receptor activity; odorant binding.